UACCGGCCGAGGCCCUCCGUCUCCCAGGCGUAUUCACGGUACCUUGACAACAGGGGACCGCAGAUGGUGCUGCAUCGUUUUGUGGAGGACUUCGUGCUCGACUCGUCCUACAGCUUGCUGUUGCACGGCCGGGAGGGGCCCACGCCCGACGCCACCUACCAGCUGCUAACCAACGGCAUCGUCAUCGAGGGCCACAUUGCGAUCUCGCUGAUCUGCAGCUUCGGCCUUACCGUUACGGUCCGCGAGAACCUACGACGCGCCCCCUGCAACGACGACCCGAGCUACCGACAUGUACGGUGCAUGGAGCAGUGCAUGUGGAGGAUGGUAAUACGGAGAGCCGGCCUCCACUGCCGCGCCCCCUGGAUGUCCUUCAACGGCCCGAGCGACCUCGAGAAGAACUUUGACCUUCCCGACCCGGAAAUGUGUACCGACGGAGAACAGCUGCAGCUACUCUCGGACACCGAGUUUGAAAUGCUGAAGGCAGACGUUAAAAGAGAAUGCACCGGCUGUCCCGUCAGCUGCAUCACAGAAACGUUCAUCUCAAAGGAUACGGAGCACGACAAGAGCUGGAAUGAAUACACGAACUCACUCCUCUCUCUGACCUACCGGAUGCCGCCAUUGAUUCCGCGAGACACCUAUCGGAUCUCGUACGACGGUGUCGCCGCCCUGGCGGGCAUCGGCGGCAACUUGGGACUGCUCCUUGGCUUCUCCGUGCUGACGGCGCUGGAGGUGGUGAUGGCGCUGGCCGGCGGGUGCUGGGCGGCGCUGAGCUGGCUGCACAGCGGGUGUCUGCGGGGCGUGGGCGGUGCAGGCAGGAAGGUUGACUCGGCCAGUUCCAGUAUGGACAGUGUCAGGUCACCGUACCAAUAAUACGUCUGCCACGCGUCCGUGACGUUCGAGACCCUCGGUCAGGGAUGCAGGAGGCUCUGAGAUGCCACGAUGCUGAAAACGUCCUCUCCCCGGCCUGCAGGUACCGUUGAGCGGCGCAGGCGCUAGUCAAGCACUCAUCGGCAUAAACUCGGCCGUCGGUAUCGAGGCGGGAUUACAGGCACAUUCCUUGUCGCGCACAUUUUGAUGGCAUGAACGCUAUAGGACCUCAUUAGCCGCUGGAGUGAUCUCACUCGCUGCAUUUGUCACGCACAGGGGCCGCAGCCAAGAGCGGGGAAGGCGCAACCCCUCUCUUCGACGCCAUUUUUGACCUUUUCACCACAGGUGACUUCAGACAGAAAGUUAAACAUCGUUGGGAUAGACUGUCAUUGACCUGCCCCCCCCCCCUCCCCAUCGCCCACCUUAAGGAAACCCUGGCUACGCCCCUGGUCAAAUUGUCUUCUUUCCGUAUAUGCAGGAAAGGGACAGCCUUAUCUUCUGCACUCUCACGUAUUUGUCAUGCAUUUUGGCCUCGUGUUUCUACGCAGGACCCGUGGCACUUGCAAGCUAUCACGUCACAGACCGACUAGCACCAACAAUUUGGUACAUUGGCGCUGGAGUCAGUCAUUAUUUCAGUUGGUCUUAACCUGUGAUGUGAACACUAAUCUCUCCACCGAGACGAUCCGAUGCAUGACACCAUUUUGCAACAGAAACUGGCCAAGCGUGGUUGAUUGCUGAUUUAGGGCACGCAACGGCGCGACAUGACAGCUGGUGGCGAAUUAUGGGCUCAGAGGAAGGGCUUAAAGAUGGGGCCUAUUUGUUCAUGCUGGGUUAUCCCCGGGGUCUGAGGCUUGACUUGCACGGGGACCGCUCCAGUCGGGGACCGUUCCAGUCGACAAUUGUUAUGAGAGCUCGGGUGGAACCCGGCGCCGGGGUGGCUGGAAUGCCAAAUUGCGGCUGACACCCACAGCCUGGCCGCGCAGUGGCAAGAGGCUGCCGGGAUGCCGGAUGAAGCGGGGGAUACGGAUAACAGUAGAUGAAGGUGGUUGAAACCGAAACCACGUGGCGAUGCGCCUCGAGCCCUGCGCGUAGGCGUGAGAAAAGACUGCCGAGCACAGCGCCGCACCGUUGGGGAGGACGCACCGUACAGCGACGUCGCUCGUCUUGUCAGUGUUGUGUAGCUAUCAUCGUUGUAGUCACGCGUCUCUCGCUAAAUAUGCUCUGUGUUGCAUCUAACUAAAAAUGUGUGCAGUCUUAAGAGGCCUCGGCCAAACGCAUGCGCGCCGCUAUCAUCACUGCAACCACGCGUAUAUCGCUG
Molecule: messenger RNA, 2185 nt
Organism: Pollicipes pollicipes
Lineage: Eukaryota; Metazoa; Arthropoda; Thecostraca; Pollicipedomorpha; Pollicipedidae
Exons: 5
Coding region: 64-870 (268 amino acids)
Biological process (GO): sodium ion transport
Cellular component (GO): membrane
Molecular function (GO): sodium channel activity
Source: RefSeq, a predicted model, not a curated record